Molecule: messenger RNA, 439 nt
Organism: Meloidogyne enterolobii
Lineage: Eukaryota; Metazoa; Nematoda; Chromadorea; Rhabditida; Meloidogynidae
Source: the annotation of a GenBank genome assembly
AUGUUUCCGCGAACAACAAGGGUAGCUAAUCAUUGUGUUCCUUGUUUGGCUUUAGAAGCUUGGUUGAGACUUGAAAAAAUUCCUUUUCAUAGAAUUAGCAACCAAUUUAUGCUUGGAUCUAAAGAAAAUGAAGUCCCGUUUAUUCAAUAUAAUGGGGAAUAUUUUGGAGGAAUUAAAGAAAUUAUUUCAAAAUUAAAGCCUAAUAGUGAACAACAAGAAAAUGAAUGUUUGAGUGUUGGAGAGUCAAUUAAGGAUGGGGGGUCUUCUUUAGGGUUUUCAUCAUCCCCUUCUAUAAAUGAUGCAUCUUCUUUGGAAACUUUGUCUUCAUCAAAAAGCAUGGGGGCUUCGAGCAGUCCUUUACCGGUGAGUUUCUUAAAUAGUUAAAAAUUGAGUGGCGUAUUAGACAAAUGAAUAGACAAAUGAAAUGUGGAAAUACAAA